ACGACGUCAAAACGUUUUGGAAGGAAGUAGAAAGUGGAAUAUUUUUUUAAACUUUCAAACUGAUAAGAGAUCUAAAAAAUGAACAAAAUUUGCACACAUUGUGGUGCUAGUGCAAUCGAAGUAGAUGAUGAAGGUAAACUUGAAGUGUGCUCUAACUGUGGCGUGGUUUGUAACGAAGGAAGUUUUCACAACGAUACGCGAGGUGCUGUACGAACCUUUACGAGCGACCAUUCCAGCUUCUCUGGAGGAGCAGGAAACUGGAGAAAAAAGGAACAACAUCGUGUGAAAAAUAAACAUUUUGUGAUUGCAAAGAGAUGCUUAGAAGGCCAAGCAGAACGUCUUCGCUUAUCCAAGGAAUACACAACACAAAUCGAGGAGAAGUUGAAGACUUUGUACGAAGAGCAGUUAUAUAAAGGUCUUCCAAGGAACCGUAAGGCAUUUGUAGGAGCAUGUGUUUACAUUGUUUGUAGACAAAAUGAUAUGGUAGUGACCCUCAGGAACGUCGCUGAAGCAGCUCGAUGUGACGUGUCUAUCUUAGCACGCUGUGUUAGGAUGUUAACAGAUGCAAUGAACGUUCGAAUAGUAGCUAUUGAACCCGACGAAGUAAUUACGAAUAUCUUGUCACAGUUUGAGAUCCAAGAUCCCUCCACCAAGAAACUAGUUCAUGAUUUGUUCCAGUUUUGCUCCAAAACAAUGAUAAGUUUGGGGAAGAGAAUUACUUUGACUGUAAUGGCCUUGGUGUUUAUGGUCAUUGAGGGUGAGAAUAAAAAAGCCUUAAGUCGCAAAAAAAUUGCUGAAGUUUGCCGUUUUAACACUGUAACGCAUGAAUAUGUACAGAGAUUCGUACGCCAAUAUAGAGAAGAAUUGUUUAAGCUUGCAAAGAAAAUUCCUUGGAUGAGUUCAGAGUUAACUCCAAAGAAGGUGCCCAAAUUUCUGAAGGAAAUUCUUGAAUAUUAUAAAGACUGUGAAGAUUUCCACAAUGUGGACUUCAAACCACAAUGGCUGGAAAGAAAGGAUUUAAAGGAAAAAGAAAAAAUGCAAAAGAUUGAGAAAGCUGAGAAUAGAAUAGCUGCUUGCCAACAGCGCUGUGGGGAUUUGGAGAUUGAUGACAACAUUUCUCUUCAUAAAUUCUGCAAGCAAAUAUGCAGAAGCUCAACUCAAACUUCUAAUUCUGAAGUCUCAUUUCUGCCUUCAUCAGCUUCAGUUUUGCCAACAGAAUCAGAACUAGGCAGCGAGGAUAAGCAAAAGCACUGCAAGGAAGUUCCCAGUAACUCUUCUGAAAAUCCUGCUUCUGAUGUCUCAUCUUUGCCUUCAGACUUGUCCACAGCUACUGAGCUAGUCAGUGAGGAUGACCAGAUGGAUAUAGAUCAUGUUUGCUGCCCUCACUGUUGUGUAAACAAACAGGACUGUCCAGUUUAUCAGAGAACUGGUUCAUCCCGUUUCUGCAAACUCGAUGGAUGUGAUAUGAUAAUUGAGUGCUUGCUGCGUAAGGGGUAUUCUAGACAACGAUUAAUAGAAAGUAACCCAGAGUCACUCUUUUACAGUGAGAAUUAUAACACUGACUCUGAGGCAGAAAGAGAAGAGCUGGAUGAUGGUGACAUUUGUGAUGAAGACAUUCAUCUUUAUAUUAAAUCUGACCAUGAGAUUGCACAGACACAAAUGCUCAAAAUCAAUGUGACCUCUUAGUGUAAGAAGACAAGUAUAAGAAGCAUAUAACUCUAAGAUGAAUUGAGACUAUACAAGACAUAUCCUGCCAGUGACUAAUUAUUAUUUUUGUCAGCAAAUGUUACACUGUUUUGUUUAUUCUGAUUUUGAUAGAUGAUAUCUAAACUUACAGUUGAAACAUGUCAUCAAAUUUCAAAUAUCAUGCACAAUUCAAACUUCAAAUAUCAAGUGCAUUUGUACAUGUGAAAGUGCUUCAAGCCUAAUCCCUUAAUAUUAGACAUUCCAAGGUUGAGUAAAAUCUGGGUCGAUUUGGCAUGACAGGGCAUUGUGAGACUGUUUUAUCUCUCCUAAAACAGCAACGUACUGUAAUGCCAACUUGACCAAGGUUUUUCCUCAACCUCGGAAUGGCGCAAUAUAGCAGCAACUUCCUUCAACAGUCCUUCCUUAUCACUUUGAUAGUUUAUAUGUUUAAUUAAAUUGUUUAGUUCUACAGCAAUAAUAAUUAUUUUCGUACCACUUUUGUCCAUAGAAAUAUAAUAUUGGCAAGGGCAGACUAAUAUAUUAUGUGAUGAAAAACUUUGUGUCGAAAGAUUGGUCGUUGAUGUCAUUGAAGAUUUCAGUGCUUUUACUUGCUUUUACUUCAGUGGUAUUACUAAAAUACGGAAUGCCAUUGGAGAAUCUCUCAAAUCUAUGACUCGCAACCUUUUCAAAAAAAACCUUAAAGCCUCUAUAAUAUCAAAUUAUUGAUAGUUCUAUGAUGCACUUUUCUAGUCCAGCUGAUAGGAGCACAGCCCAUUUUGUCUUGUCUAAUGUCUUGUCUUGUCACCGGCUUAUCUUGUCUUGUCGUUUUUUGUUUUUGUCUUGUCUUGUCUUAUCCAUUGCUUUAGUCAAUCAGCAACAAAUAGAUUUUCUCCGCAUGGCCCAGCCACUUAGCUCGAUUAGCUAUUGCUAUUUCUAAUUGGCUGUGCUCUUAUCACCUGCAAUUUCAACUAUUACUAUUUAUAUCUGUAAACUAUUGAGCACAAAAAAGAUUGAUUGAUUGAUUGA
Molecule: messenger RNA, 2712 nt
Organism: Actinia tenebrosa (Australian red waratah sea anemone)
Lineage: Eukaryota; Metazoa; Cnidaria; Anthozoa; Actiniaria; Actiniidae
Biological process (GO): transcription preinitiation complex assembly; DNA-templated transcription initiation
Cellular component (GO): nucleus; transcription preinitiation complex
Molecular function (GO): TBP-class protein binding
Source: RefSeq, a predicted model, not a curated record